UGAUACCGGUGAACACAAACUGCGCUCAGCGUGCCAUCACAGAGCGGAGAGUUUAUCAUAAGAAUACAGUUUUAUCUAAUGUAAGUGUCGACUAAACUGGGUUUAAUUAUAGAUACAAAACCAGACGAGCCCCGUGAAGAGGGUAAUUCACACGGGGUUGUGGACACUGACUUUGGAGGGCGUCUAAACGCCGAGACACCGCCGGAACCGGCACUCCGCCGCGCGCUUCGGUGACGCAAAACGAGCGCCCACUUCAGCACGGUUUCAGGAACGGAGAGCAAGAUGCCACCUAAAAAACGCAACUCUGGGACUCCGCAGAGCAAGGAGCUGAAGCCCAGUGCUGAAAGUGGCUCUCCAGAGAAGAAGGAGAGUCCAGAGUUAUCUCUGAAAAAACACAGAGACAAAGAUGCCGAGUUUGUGUCCCUGUGCAAGAGCCUUCAUGUGACAGACCUGGUGUGUGACAGUGCCUGGAGGCUGUGGAAAAAUGUUCAGGACUCCAUGGAGGAAGUAGCUGACAGUCAGAGAAGGCUGUGGGGAGCUUGUCUGUUUGUGUCAGCCACAGACAUGGAUGUCACCUGCUUCACCUUCACUCAGGUUUUGAAAGCAGUCGGUCUGAAUGUGAAGCAGUUUUUCACUCUGGUGAGGAAGCUGGAUGUGAACUUGGAUACUAUAAGCACCAAGGUGAAUUCAGCUCUGACACGACUGGAGAAGAAGUAUGAUGUGACGCUGGCUCUCUACCAACGGUUUGAGAAAACAUGCAAGAAGAUCUUUGCUUUGCUUCCCGAUGGCAAGGAGAGGGAGACCAUUCGCAGCUGCUGGACAAUGUUUCUUUUGGCCAAGGGAAGAGCCCUGCAGAUGGAGGAUGACCUGGUCAUAUCGUUCCAGCUGCUGCUUUGCACGCUAGAGUUGUGCAUCAAGCGCUGCCCUCCAGACCUUCUGCAGCCUCUUUACAAAUCCGCUAUCAGUAAAGUUCAGAGCCCUCCAACACGAACGUCUCGUCGCAACCAGAGCAAAGCCAAAUCCCGACCGAUGGUGCCCGAGGUGGAUUUGCAGCUUCUCAAAACCCUGUGCACAGAGAAUGAAUGCAAUGCAGAAGAGGUGAAGAAUGUGUACCAGACCAGUUUCUCUGCUUUCCUGGACUCCCUGGAUCUUUCAAGAUCUCCAGAUUUUCCUCAGGUGAAUGACAUCAACCAACAGUAUGAAGAGCACUACCUCAAGAGUAAAGAAUUUGAUGGACGGCUGUUUUUUGAUGGCGACGAGACUGUUCUUGUGCCUAAAAUCGAAAUAUCACAGGUGGAGAGAACGCCAAAGAAGAACCUGUCUGAUGAAGAUGCCGUGCUCAUCCCUCCACAGACUCCAAUCAGAGCUGCAAUGACCUCCAUUCAGCAGUUGAGGGGUGAUCUCACCUCCAGUGGGGACCAGCCGUCAACUAACCUGGCUACAUAUUUCAAAAAUUGCACCGUUGACCCGACGCAAGAUGUGCUGAAGCGUUUGGAGACACUCGGACAGGCGUUCAGCCAAAGGUUCGGUCAGGCAGUCGGCCCACGCUGCAUAGUACUCGGCCGGCAGAGGUUUAACCUUGGUGUCAAACUUUACUACAAAGUCAUGGAGGCAAUGCUAAAAUCGGAAGAGAAGCGACUGUCAGUUCAAAAUUUCAGUAAACUCCUCAACGACUCCACAUUCCACACAUCACUUUUGGCCUGCGCUUUGGAGGUGGUCAUGGCAACGUAUGGAGAGAGCAGUUUUAGGACUGGAGGGUACAACCAUGGUAGCGGCGGUGUAGACGCAGCUGAAACAAACGUGUGUUUCCCCUGGAUACUGGAUGUGGUCAACCUCUCUGCCUUUGACUUUUACAAAGUCAUCGAGAGCUUCAUCAAGGCAGACCCCACUUUGAGCAAAGAUAUCGUCAAACACCUGGAGACCUGUGAGAACCUCAUCAUGGAGAGGAUUGCGUGGAGGACGGGCUCGCCGCUGUUUGAGCUGCUGAAACAGGAGCAUGAGGGUGGAGCAGCAGAGCAGGUGGAGACUCCAGCCAGUUUCAGCCAACCACUGCAGCACAACCACACCGCAGCUGACCUAUAUCUCUCCCCAAUGCGUCCGGGCCAUCGAGUCUUGCCUCCCGAGUCCCCGGCCCCGCCCAGCUCUCAGGCCACCUCUCAACCUCCGACACAGCCGGCAGGCCAGACUCCACGACCCCCCAAGUCCAACUCCCUCAGCCUCUUCUAUAAAAAAUUGUACCGGCUGGCCUACAUGAGGCUGAAGAUACUCUGUUCUUACCUGCUGUCCUCCCACCCUGAGCUGGAGCCCAUCAUAUGGACCCUGUUCCAGCACACUCUGCAGCAUGAGCACGAGCUGAUGAGAGACCGUCACCUCGACCAGUUGAUGAUGUCAGCCAUGUACGCCAUCUGUAAAGUGAAGAGUGUUGAUCUGCGCUUCAAGACCAUCGUCACGGCGUACAAGAACAUGCCCAACACCAACCAGGAGACCUUCAAGCAUGUGCUGAUCACUGAGGGCCACUUUGACUCCAUCAUCGUCUUCUACAACCAAGUGUUCAUGCAGAAGCUGAAAACCAACAUCCUGCAGUAUGCCUCUACAAGGCCGCCCACCCUCUCUCCCAUCCCACAAAUCCCACGCAGUCCCUACAAGUUCCCCAAUUCACCACUGCGUGUGCCCGGGAGCAACAACGUGUACAUCUCCCCUCUGAAAAACCCACGCAUGUCCCCAGGGAUCAUGACUCCUCGCUCCAGGAUGCUGGUAUCAAUCGGUGAAUCUUUCGGGCUGUCAAACCGGUUCCAGAAGAUCAACCAGAUGGUCAACAGCAGCGACCGCUCCUUGAAGAGGACUCUAGAUCUCGGUGCCACUCCAAAGCCUCUGAAGAGGUUACGCUUCGAUAUGGAUGGGCAGGAUGAAGCCGAUGGCAGCAAAUCUGGAGGAGAUUCCACACUGAUACAGAAGCUUGCAGAGAUGAGCUCCACUCGCAGUCGCAUGCAGGAGCAGAAGAUGAAGGAGGACACAGAAUCGAGAAAGGAGUGACUCGAAAACCCUACUGAACUGGCCUGCACUGUUUACCACAACAUGAACGCUACUUUUUGUUCACAACAAAGCGAAACACAAGUUUCUCUGUACAUUUAGGAUCAGCUUUUAGUUUGUAUUUAACUUUGAGGAGUCGUAUGUGAAUAUAGAAGACUUUCUCUUCUCCUUUUGUUGACUCUUUAAUUGAGUGUUUUAACUGAAUAAUGACAGACGUCAUUGAAUUUCAUUUGAAUUUUUGAGGAUAAAGUGUGUUUGUUUUUAAGAGUGCUAUUAAUUUGAGUGUGUAUGUGUGUGUGUGUGUGUGUGUGUGUAUAAGGAAUCAUAGCUUUCAUUCUCAAUUGUUCAGAGCGUUGUUGAGAUCCAUUGCUGGUUUCCUCGUUUUUAAAUAAUAUGAGUAACAAGCACCAGGAUCCUACAUGAUUUGCGCUCAGCCCAAAUUCAUGUUGUUUCAAAGGAUUUUGUUACAGGAAAUGUUUCUCUUUGGUGUAAUUUAGUUUUAGAGCAUCUGUUUUACUUUUACAUGGGAAGGAAUAUACAUUGUAUAUUAAAUGCAAACAAAUGUGUUUGACUAAAGGAAUAUUUUUCAUGUUCUCAGUCACAUUUUUCUACACAUAAUUUUUUGUUUUUUUGUUUGGGUAAUGGGAUCUGGAUCCUGAGGGGAAAAAAAGUGGAAAGCAUUAGAGUGAUGAAUAGAGCAUGAAUGAAUGAACGCCACAUAGAGCAGAUGAAUAUGUGGACUUCACUCCAGAAAGAUUUACCAAGGUAAACCUUUGCUAGAAAUGUCGAUUACCAGAGUUUAUAAAUUAAAAUGUUUAUAUUGUACUUUGUCAAACUAGUUUUCUUGAAACUGUAGUAAAUAUUUCCUUGAAAACA
Acanthopagrus latus (yellowfin seabream) is the source of this 3906-nucleotide messenger RNA. RefSeq names its product retinoblastoma 1 (gene rb1). Gene Ontology annotation, molecular function: RNA polymerase II transcription regulatory region sequence-specific DNA binding. The coding region runs from base 283 to 3033 and encodes 916 amino acids. The transcript has 28 exons. The record is from RefSeq and is a predicted model, not a curated record. Gene Ontology annotation, cellular component: nucleus; chromatin; Rb-E2F complex. NCBI's taxonomy places the organism in Eukaryota, Metazoa, Chordata, Actinopteri, Spariformes, Sparidae. Gene Ontology annotation, biological process: regulation of transcription by RNA polymerase II; negative regulation of G1/S transition of mitotic cell cycle; cell morphogenesis involved in neuron differentiation.